AUGUCGCUAGACGAGAGCCACUCUUCUCAAGAUCCAGAUAACUCUCGUCCACUGCUUUUUAAGGAGGACGAUGAGGAACAGAGAUAUCACAGCUACCCACCAAAGCGCAAGCAAGGCUUUCGGUGGAAUUGGGCCUUCAUUCUCCAUGGGUCUGCUUUUGCAAUAUACACAAUCAUCUUUUUGGCAGGAAGCAGCUUAGCUGUGACAAAGGGCUGCCAUAGGGAUUUAGUGUACUCACCCGCAAGGUUCUCGGUUGAAUACCAGAAAAUAGCUUUUGAUGGCGACCUCGAAAAAAUGAAUCCGUAUAGAGGGCCUCCUCGUCCGGAACAUGACGCAGCUUGGCAUGAACUACUCCAAUAUUCCAAUAUUCGAGUUGGCAAAGAUACACUCGACCGACUGAACAGAUCUUCUAUCAAACUUGCGGAUGGUUCUGGUGACUAUUUUGGCGGCCUAAGUGUUCAUCAUCACCUACACUGUCUUAAAUACGUUCGUCAUUACCUUCACCGAGACUACUACAAUGCCACCGAUGAGCUCAAAGAGUCAAACCUCGAAGAGCACAUAGAUCAUUGUCUCGAUGAUAUACGGCAAACGCUUAUGUGCCACGCCGAUAUCUCUAUCUACACAUAUGACUGGAUACCGAACUACCGCAAGCCGUGGCCGAAUUUCAGGGUUGACCAUGAAUGUGUGAAUUGGGAGCUUUUGGACGACUGGGCUAAAGAGCAUUCGUUCUCAAUAUAUGACCAGGCAUCGCUGGUUCAUCCAGAGCUGGGACUCUCAUUUCCAUCUGUCAAUGGAGAGUUUGAGACUUCCGCUUCGGGGAACCAUGUGCACUUUGUUCAUCCUGAUGGGCAAAAUGGUAGUGGCAUGGAUCACGGAGGAAAGGGAAAGCAUGAGGGCCACAUGUAA
Messenger RNA from Penicillium expansum, 906 nucleotides. Its product is annotated as oxidase ustYa family protein. The record is from RefSeq and is a predicted model, not a curated record. NCBI's taxonomy places the organism in Eukaryota, Fungi, Ascomycota, Eurotiomycetes, Eurotiales, Aspergillaceae. Bases 1 to 906 code for a protein of 301 amino acids. Gene Ontology annotation, biological process: mycotoxin biosynthetic process. The transcript is spliced from 3 exons.